Molecule: messenger RNA, 798 nt
Organism: Pipra filicauda (Wire-tailed manakin)
Lineage: Eukaryota; Metazoa; Chordata; Aves; Passeriformes; Pipridae
Exons: 2
Coding region: 1-798 (265 amino acids)
Source: RefSeq, a predicted model, not a curated record
AUGGACCCCACCAACACCUGCCCCAUUGACCUACGAAGAGAUGGACCCCAAUGGCCCCUGGGCAGGGACUCCUGCAACCCACCAGCCUCCUGGGAAUGGAGCCCCCACGAUGAUGGAGUACACAUCCCCCUGACCCUCUGCAGAGGGAAUGCCACCCUCAGGUGCCCUAGGGAUGGAGCCCCAGGGAUCAUGGUGGAGGCACCCCACCGACACAUGGAGGGGGGGGAUUGUUGCCGCUCACAAACAACUCUGGGUGAGGUGAAGUGCCCCAGCACCAGAGUGGGGAGGUGCACCCUGCCCACUCGCAGCAAAUGGAGCCCGCAGCGUACUGGGGGAGGCACCCACGAUCCCCGGGAGAUGCCACAUCUCCGGCAACGGGGACGCGGCUGCACCUCACUGACCGCCGGGGAACGAAGCCCCAGAGCCGACGGUGGACGGGGGCGGGGGGAUGAUCACACCGACCGCCAGGGAAAGGAACCCCCGCGUCCCGCUGCGGCAGCGCGGGGAGAGCGCAGCGGGGCGAGCGCAGAUCCCAGCCCCUCGCAGCCCCGCCGUGCCCGCGGGAGCGGAGCCGCACAGCGGGGCAGCGCCGGCCGCCCGCAGCCCCCGCCCGCAGCCCUGCGCUCUCCACUCACCUGGAUGGGCUCGGGGGGCCCCGGCGCCCCGACACCUGCUCGGCGUCCCCGGGGCAGGCGGCCCCGGCCCCGCGCCGCUGCUCCGCCGCCUGGUAGCUCGCUAGAAAUGGUGCUGGCUCACAGCAGCAAGAUGGAUGAGGGGGUGAAGCAGAAGAAACUCUGA